Xiphias gladius (swordfish) is the source of this 954-nucleotide messenger RNA. RefSeq names its product SAYSVFN motif domain containing 1 (gene saysd1). The coding region runs from base 284 to 802 and encodes 172 amino acids. The transcript has 2 exons. The record is from RefSeq and is a predicted model, not a curated record. NCBI's taxonomy places the organism in Eukaryota, Metazoa, Chordata, Actinopteri, Istiophoriformes, Xiphiidae.
GAUUUUUACGACAGAUGAAAACCUUUUACGACAUGACGUCCUUCUUUCCGACAGACGCUGACGCAAAGGGUAAACAAACUCCUCGUUAAGCUAGUACCGUGGCGAAAUCUCUCCAAAAUGUGAAAUAAAGUGGGAGAUAAAGUGUAAGACAGUUAGUAUAAAUGUAAUGGAUAUUUUAUAAAGCUUAACCGAAGCAAAGCUGACAUAAAAAUCUUUUGAAUGAGUUGCUGCCGCGGCUAUUUUGCCAGACGGACCUAGUAACGUUAGUGAAUAUUUAGUGUCGAUGGAGCAGAAGCUUGCGGAGUUCAGAGCUCGACGACAGGCUGGAAAUGCUGCUAAAAAGGACCAGGGUGCUGGUCCAGAGCACCCGGAGCCAGAUCACGAACCGACUGUAGCGGCUCACCCUGACACAUCAUCAACCGCUGACAGGCAACAGACGAAAAACAACCGAGCUGCAGCUCAAAGCUCUCAAACCCAGGACCAUAGCGACUGGCUGCUGGACUCCGCUCUGGGAAGAUGGCUAGCAUCGAGACGGUUUAUCAUCUCAAACCUUACUUUGCUCAAAGUGCUGCUUUGGCUGGUGCUGCUUGGCCUGUUUGUUGAGCUGGAGUUCGGCCUGCCCUUCUUUGUCAUCUCUCUCUUCUACUGGCUCUACGAAGGACUCCGUAGCCCAGCAGCCCGCGAGCCCGGAGAACUGAGCGCUUACUCUGUCUUCAACCCAGAAUGUCAGCCUCUGCUGGGCUCCCUCACUGCAGAGCAGCUGGAGGGAGAGAUGGGUUACAGACCUCUUGCUAGCAGAUGAAAUGCUUGUGAUUUGCACAUUUAUAUCAAAUAAUCAGGCUUUUUUGUCUUUUCUAUGUUAAUCGUUUAAAGAAUUUACAGUGACUUAAAACUGUAAUAUCAGUUUGUUGCGGUAUGUCUGUAUGACACAUAAAAUUGAGAUUUGUCUACUUA